Myiozetetes cayanensis is the source of this 4224-nucleotide messenger RNA. RefSeq names its product collectin subfamily member 10 (gene COLEC10). The record is from RefSeq and is a predicted model, not a curated record. Lineage: Eukaryota; Metazoa; Chordata; Aves; Passeriformes; Tyrannidae. The transcript is spliced from 6 exons. The coding region runs from base 301 to 1134 and encodes 277 amino acids.
AAUUACAAAAGAGAUAUUCCCAUGUGUUGAAGAAAUUUUCCACAGCAAAUGCAGCUACAUGUCUCACAGAUAAGAGAUAAAUUGGAAUAAACAGCUGUCAGUGUUAAAUAAAUAUCCUGGAUAACGUACAGGACUGAAAUAACUACAACAUCGUCAAACUCUUUUCUUCACUUUAUUGAGCUGUUCUUGCAUGUAGCUCCCAAUCUUUCCACUGCUCCAGUUAGUGAAGCAUUUAUUUUUGAGUCAGCUGCAUUUCUUAAGACAGUAACAACGAAAGGCAUUUCCUGAGAAGCUGCAAGGAUGAGCAGCAAGAAAGAGCAACAGCUAAGAAAAUACGGGACCCUUGUAGUGCUUUUUAUCUUCCAAGUUCAGAUUUUUGGUUUUGAUGUUGACAAUCGACCUACAACAGAUGUCUGCUCAACACACACAAUUUUACCUGGACCAAAAGGGGAUGAAGGUGAAAAAGGAGACAGAGGAGAAGUAGGCAAACAAGGAAAGGUUGGACCAAAAGGACCAAAAGGAAACAAAGGACCAGUGGGGGAUGCUGGUGACCAGGGAAUGCUUGGGAAAAUUGGCCCUAUUGGUGGCAAGGGUGACAAAGGAGCCAAGGGCUUAUCAGGGGUUCCUGGAAAAAAAGGAAAAGCAGGCACGGUGUGUGACUGCGGAAGAUACCGCAGAUUUGUUGGACAACUGAAUAUCAAUGUUGCUCGUCUUAAUACAUCCAUCAAGUUUGUAAAGAAUGUAAUAGCAGGUAUCAGGGAGACAGACGAGAAAUUCUAUUAUAUCGUGAAAGAAGAGAAGAAUUACAGAGAAGCCUUGAUCCAUUGCAGGGACAGAGGAGGAACACUGGCCAUGCCUAAAGACGAGACAACCAAUGCCCUGAUUGCCGACUACAUCUCUAGCAGUGGCCUCUUCCGAGCCUUCAUUGGGCUGAAUGACAUGGAAAAAGAAGGACAGUUUGUGUAUGCAGACAACAGCCCACUGCAGAACUACAGUAAUUGGAAGCAAGGGGAGCCUCAUGACCCAGCUGGCCGCGAGGACUGUGUGGAAAUGCUCAGCACAGGAGAGUGGAACGACUCUGAGUGCCAAGUCACCAUCUACUUUGUAUGUGAAUUCCUCAAGAAGAGGAAAUAAAAGUGCCAGAGAAUGUGCCUGGCAUCUGCUGUAUAUACAAUAAACCAUCCUCAUUCAUCUGCUGUAGGGAGAGCAAACCAGGAGUAGUAAACUAGGGAUAGGACUUAAUCCAGCCUUCACAUCAUCAGGUUAAGCAAGAGUAGCUACUGUUUAGUCAUCAGUGAUGAUAAAGUCAGCAAAGGUCUGCAGAGGGCAUCCAGCCAGUUGUGGAUUUUUAUUUCAUUUAUACAUGCAUUUUAGGAUGGGCAUUUCUUUGUGUAAUUUAGGGGUAAAUUUAGAGCUUGCAGAGGUGAAUAUAAUUUCACCAAUGCCAGAAAUAGUAGGUUCAUUGGUAUAUUAAUUACUGAUGUGAUUUGCAAAGUCCACAAAGUGGAAAAAAAGUGAAAGAGUGUGAUUUUCACUAAUCUCUGACCUGUGCAGGAAGUCCCAGUAAUCUCCCUGGUGACUUCAGAGCUGGGAGAACAGAUUUACAGCUUCUCUAGAAAAAAUUCUUUGUUUGUUAGAAUCAUAGAGUAAUCUGAGGUGGAACAGAUCUCUGGAGGUAAUCUGGUUGAAUCAUCCAUGCAAAGCAAGGCCAACUUCAAACUCAGAAGUUGGAAUACUCCCUUAAUUUGGCUGUGCAAUUAUAUUGCCUGAUAUGCAUUUAUCUGGACUUCUGCAAAGCCUUUGACAUGGAUGCCCACAACAUCCUUCGGUUUAAAUUGGAGAGAGAUGGAUUUGCUGGGUGAACUAUUAGAUGAAUAAAGAAUUGGUUGGACUGUCACAUCCAGAUGUUAGUGGUCGAUAGCUUAGAAUUCUGAUGGUCAUCAAAGACAAAUGUUGUGCGUGUCCCACAGGGGUCCGUUUUGGGACCAGUGUUAUUUAAUAGCUUCAUUAAUCACAGGGACAAAAGGAUUGAGUGCACCCUCAGCAAAUUUGCAGAUGACACCAAGCUGAGUGGUGCAGUUGACAGACCUGAAGGACAGGAUGCCAUCCAGAGGGGCCUGGACAAAUUCGAGAAGUGGGCUCAUGGGAAUCUUAUGAGGUUUAACAAGACCAGGUGCAAGGUGCUGCACCUGGGUCAGGGCAACCCCCAGUAUAAAAACAGGCUGGGGAUGAACAGAUUGAGAGUAGCUCUGCUGAGCAGGACUUGGGGGUGGUGGACGAGAGGCUGGACAUGAGCAGGCAAGGUGCACUCACAGCCCAGAAAGCCAAUCAUGUCCUGGGCUGCAUCCAAAGCAGCGUGGGCAGCAGAGCGAGAGAGAGGAUUCUGCCCCUCUACUCCACUCCUGUGAGGUUGCAUCUGCAGUGCUGCAUCCAGCUCUGGGGUCCCCAGCACAGAAGGGACAUAGACCAGAGGAGGGUCACCAAGAUGAUCAGAGGGAUGGAGCACCUCUCCAAUGAGGAACGAUUGAGAGAAUUGGGUUUGUUCAGGCUGAAAAAGAGAAGGUUGUGGGUGACCUAACUGUGGUCUUCCAGUACCUGAAAAGGGAGCCUACAAGAAACUUGGAGAGAGACUUCUUGCAAGGGCAGGAAGUGACAGGAUAAGAGGGAAUAAGUUUAGACUGAAGGAGAGUAGGUUUAUAUUAGAUAUCAGGAAGAAAUUCUGUAAGAUAUCAGAAACAACCACUGUGAAGGUGGUGAGGCACUGGAUCAGGUUGCCAAAGAACUUGUGGAUGCCCCAUCCCUGGAAGUAUUCAAGGCCAGGUUGUAUGGAGUUCUGAGCAAUUUGGUCUAAUGAAAGCUGUUCCUGCCUAUGGCAUGGGAGUUGGAACUAUAUCUUUGAGGUCACUUCCAACCCAAGCCAUUCUAUGGUUUUACAAAGGAGAGGUCUUGCUUAUCUCUGCUUCUAACUCUAUCUUCCAUCACUCUGGUCUGAGGUGUGAGGAAUUAAUGGUACUUCUGCAUACGAGCCUGCAAAGCUUGUAGGAAACCUGAGAAUAGGUGGAGAACUCCUAGCCUCUGAAAUCUCCCAAAAUCUAUGAAGAACAUAGAAAAAUAAAUCUAGAACAAAGAGAACAAUUCCUGUAGGCUGUAAACAGGCACAUGUAGUAUAAGCUACACCUUGUGCAUUGCUGGUUUAAUGAGUGAUUCUAGAAACAUAUUAACUGCCUAACUCAGAAGGCAGUGACAUAUAAUGUCUAAUGCUAAAAUCACCCAUGCCUUUGCAACACAGGCCACAGCUAUGGAACAGGCUUCAUGCCCCAAGAAUUCAGGUGUGGAUGAGCUACUAAGUCAUGCACUUCAGAGACACUCCCCAAAAAUGAUGAGCAGUGAACAUGAAGGCUCUGUUGUCAGUGCCUGGCUGUUCACACCUGCAUAUCAGAAUGCCCACAAUGGAUUACAGUUUCAUGUCUUCGAGAAUAUAGACAGAACUUUUUUCUUCAGACACAGCAAUGACUUUGCCUUCAGAAGUGAGCCUGUUCUUAAUCAUGGUUCGCCUUUCCUCACAGCAGAUGUCAAGAGAAAUCCCACAGUCAUUGCAAUGAAAGUUUUCUUUCCCACUUGACACUAAAAAUUAAGGAAUGAUAUCUGGAAGCUAAGGAGAAUGCUAGACACUAGGCACCAUGCAGCAAUGUACCCUGUAGGUCACUCUGAGCACCAGCAGCACACAGUCUUCCUCUGGGUAUAUGAAGAGGUGGACAUGCCAGCAGCUAGGAAUGCAGAGGAUCAGCUCCAAGUCUCCUACUACUGCAAAGGCAAACAGACAAUAGUCAUACUUCCUCAACCUCACCCUCAACGUGAAAAUCCUCCAAACCAUUUAGCUGGUUGUUAGUUUGACUCCAGGUUCACCUCUGAGCAAUGACCAAUGCAGGAAGAUCCCAGAAGACUCUGUGACUCAGAACCACUCUUGUAAUCCAGUUUUUCUGACACUUGUUCCUCCAGAAAACCACUUGUUGCUACCAGCAGUAAAUUAUCUGUGUUGCUACACGCCCUCCAGAAAACUAUUCAAUGUUUUCAUUGCUCCCCUACUGUGCUAUGAGAGUAUUUGGGCAAAGACGUUCACUUACCAUAACUCAACUGAACUGUUCAGCCUCUGAGAACUGAUUCCCCAAAAUUAAGCAGAAUUACACUUUUUAGGAUCUAUACUAAUAAACUCAUUAAGCUUAA